Molecule: messenger RNA, 5140 nt
Organism: Taeniopygia guttata (zebra finch)
Lineage: Eukaryota; Metazoa; Chordata; Aves; Passeriformes; Estrildidae
Source: RefSeq, a predicted model, not a curated record
GAUCCCACUUGUUGAAGGCAGUGUUAACUCUUGCUGCCAGUCUGUUCUGUGGAGUUUUCUAAGAAGUCCAGAAAGAGUUCACUUGUCAUCUUGGAGCUUGUUCCACCCCUUCUUAUGGUCUUAUUGUUCUCCUGAAUUUAAUUAAAGAUUCUUUUGCGUCCACAAAUAUGCAUAAAUCUUAGAAGAGGAGUUGUCUCCUGUGUUUAACUAGCUCCUAAACAGCUUCUUUCCCCCAAGGAAGCAAGUCUCUUCUAUUUCCCUGUGAAAAUUGAACUCAUUGACAUGUUUCCAUAUGAAAUAUGUCUUAUAGCAGACCUUAUAUUCUCUAGUGGUAGUGUAAUUAUUAAAUAUGCAUGAUACAAGUAUCUAAAUAGGGUGAAAUUCAUCCAAUUCACUUUCUGAUUCCUGAGACAGGUAUGAUAACAUUACUUCUCUGAAGUGACAGCAUUUAAAGUGAAUGAAGCCCAACGUAUUUCUCCUAGGGAUACUCUAACAUGGGGUCCUUGUACAGAAUUAUUUAGAGUCAUAUUGAUUUUAAUUGCUACACAGUGUAAAGUUGUGUUUUCAAACUGCUUCUGAAAAAGAAUAAAAAGGGAACACUCAAUCUUGGCCCUCAUGAGAUCAAUGAACAACCUGACUGACUUUAGCUGGCCUUGAAAAUGGCCUCUGAUGCAUUAGGACUCAAGGAUCACAUCAUGAAAUGAGAAUUGAUGUACAGUGAAGGAAAGGUUAAAGGCAGAUCUUCCCAUAACCUUUCCUGUAGCCUUUACAAUGAUUUUAUACAGCCAAGAAAAUGAAAAAAGUAUAGGCUAAAUGCCAUUGUAUCUAAGAAGGCUGCAUUAAUUUGAAUGAGUAUUGUAACAUUUUAUUGUAAAUACAAGUAAAUCUUUAGUACAGAAAUAGUGAACAGUGCCCCUCUCCAUUCCCCAGGUCAUACCUAUGCUAAGAGAGAUUUAAUUGUCAGUGAUGCUGUUAAUUCUAUGAGUCUGCAGAUAUUCCAGUAAAAGUGUGUGAUAUCAACAUCACAUGCCAGCCCUGAAAGGAGGAACUCUUGUGCUCAGCUUUAAAAGACAAGGGAGGAGUAUGUGCUCAUAAGCAGUUCAUUGUUCUGAAAAAAGGAGGAAUUUUGGAAGACUUCAAAAUGGACAUAUUAUUUAUCUGUUUGGUUUAACAGUAUAAUUGUGAAAGACAGAUUUCCACUUUAGAGACCACGUCACUUUCCUUCCUGUGAGAAUAACAUGAACCAGAAGGUGUUAGUUUUCCUUCUUCCAAAUUUUGUAUUUGGGAUAUUUCUUUUUGGGCUUUUCUGUAGGAGACAAAAAAACCUAACAGAUGCUUUUCCCAAUCCUACUGAAAAUUGGCUGGCAAUUCAAAACGGUCGGAAAAACACACUGGCUUCUGUCUGCCUGAAGAAUAACCUUAAUAAACCAAGAAACAAAUUGGAUUCUCAUGUUGCAAACCAGCUCUUUGUGGAGCACAAGCAUAAAUUUAUCUACUGUGAGGUGCCUAAGGUAGGCUGCUCCAACUGGAAGAGAACUAUUUUUCUUCUUCAAUCAGACUUGAAUGCAGAAGCUUCUGAAAUUGAGCAUGACAACAUCCACCAUACCCCACUAAUCAAAAGGCUGGUGUCUUACCCUCCUGCCUUACAAAAGGAAUUCCUAAGCAAUUACACUAAAGUGAUGUUCACCAGACAUCCCUUGGAACGGCUGGUUUCAGCUUACAGAGACAAACUCCUGCACUCUGAGCCAUUCUACAGUACCACUAUUGCUAAUGAGAUUAGGGCAAUGUUCAGGAAAAAUAAAAAUUCUCCUGAAAAAGUUAGUUUCCAGGAGUUUGUCAACUUCAUUCUAGCAAAACCACCACAUACUCUUGACAUUCACUGGAAACCAAUGUUUCUGCUUUGCGAUCCUUGCAACAUUCACUAUGAUAUUGUGGGUAAGUAUGAAACUCUUGGGUUGGACUCUGAGCAUGUUCUGAAGGUCAUUGGUGCACCAGAGAGCCUGCAAUACCCCAGCUUGAAAAGAUACGGCUCAGAGAAACGAACUGAUGGUGAUAUCACCUUAGAGUACCUCAGACAACUGACCUCAGAACAAAUUGAGAAGAUUAAAAAAUUGUAUGAAAUGGAUUUCUUUUUGUUCAACUAUACUAUGAAAUAUGAGGAUUAUUUUUCCCUGAAUGACUAAUGUGGGUUAAACAAAGAACAGUUUCCUUUGUACAAAAUGGACGGAACUUGUCCUCCCAGGUGCUUGGUAACUGGGCUGGUGACUGCUGCUGAGGUUAUCCUGGAAUUUGUAGAUACAGUUUAUCAUUCUAAGGACCCUUAUAAAAAAUCCCUGUCAUGAUCUCUUGUACCAUGCAGACCUUUACCUAUUAAAGUUAUUGUCUUCCUAUUGAUCUUUAACAGCAUAUGUUUGUUUCAUUAAAACUGUUCAUAAAGGAUAGAUUUUGGUCCAUUGGUAAGAAACAUGGGAAGGAUGAAGAAUGUUGUAUUUCACAAUGAAUAUUUUAGAACACCAUUUUCAUUUUUUUAAAUUAGAAAGUUAUAUAAGACGCAAUAAAUAAUCUCCUUGCGAGUUAAACCACUCUGUCUGCAAGAGCCUUGAUCAUAAAUGCUGUAGGAAAGGAACAAAUAACUUCAGAUGCUUGAAGUUGCAUUACAGAGAACCUAAUGCCAGGAUAUCUUCCUGUCUAGCAGUGCUCUGGUCACAGCCCAUCAGCCUCAUCCCCCAAGCAGCACAGUUGUCAGCAUUAUAGCUCUUAAAAAUCUUCUGAUGAGCAGAUCUGGCAUUCAUGGUGACCUUACAAAUGCUUUUCGCCAGUUUUGUAAGCAUUUUAGCAGAAAGUCUGAAAAAUGCAUUGCGUUUUUUUAGAGAAGUAGUUAGAGGCACCUUCUAAACUGUUCAGCUGGGUGGUGCAUGAUCUAAAAUCUCAGUGGAAAGGUGAUUCUUAUUUAUUCUCCAAAAGCACUUAACAGCCAGUCAAUGGACAGGCCAGACAGUGCAGUGGGGGCAAUGUUUGGGCUUUCCCAUUUGUGCUGCUGGAAUCCAUGAGCCCCUGGGACUUUACUGAGCAUAGCACUUAGGAGGAGCUGGGUAACCUUAGAUAAUACAUUUGUUCUACUUGUUGCUUUCUCAUAUUACAGGAGAAUGAGUGCAAAUACAUUGUGAAGUUAUGGUGAGGGGAACAAGGAAACAUGUGGAAGAAGGAACUCAAACCAGUACCCCAUUCUUAUAUUCCUAAGUGGCUUUGGUUUUAGAUCACUGAGGGGUCUAUAACUGCUAUUAUAUUAAGCAUGAGAUUUGUCCCCCUUUAAAAAAAAUUCUGUUGUCUAGUAAAAUUCAAAUAUUAAUUUGUGACCAUAUUAAUUGUAACAAGUUUUAGCAACUAAUUGUGACUAUUGGCACUACCUCUAGGGGAUGUCUGUCUCUCAGCAGCUAACUUGAAAAUCUCUCAAAUGCACCUAAUUCCUCUCAGCUAAAUCUGCAAAUGCAGCAUAAUGGCUGUCAGACUAGUCUUGGACCCAAAAUUGGCUCCCAGCUUCUCAUCACACAGAAAAGGACAGAUACAAAAUAAGUUAAUCACAGAGUACUCACCAAUCUGUACAGCCUUUGCUGCCAGCAGCAUGGGCAAGGGAGAGGGAAAAGGAGACUCUGAAAAAUUCACACAAUGGGGUUUAAGUUAUGAGGGUUUGGUGGAGCUCUUGCAGUGCAGGAAGUGGGUUGCAGGAAUUAACUGCUCCAGUGGGAAGGUGCAGUGAUAUAUGACAUCAGCUGGAGACAGUGAUCAGACCACAGUGACAGAAGGCCCAGAAAGAAAUGUUUUCUAUCCCCCUUGAUAGCAGAUUGUACACAAGGCAGGACUAGCUUUCAGUGCAUCUGGCAGGUCUUGCUGGGUGACUAUUUCAUAAAUGGGGCAGCUUUGGCACAAAGAAAGAUUCCAAGUGAGAAGAUCAAGCAAGAACAGCAAAACAAUUUGGGAGGGGAGGGGAGGAAAGGGUUAUGAUUUUAUGCAGAAUGAUUUGUAUUUCUGGAUCUUUCCCUCACCACCACCAUAUUUGAUGUUUCCAUAACCUUAAUAUCCCCCAAUACUGGACUGUUCACGCCGCCCUGGCAACUCUGUAGUUCAUGUAGGUUUUUCUUUUUCUUUACUUGCUAGUUUUCUUUAGUCAGAGGAAGCAGGAAAUUGCUCCCAUCAAAGUUAAGGCUAUGCAGAAGUAUGCAGUCUCUUCUUUUCUCUCUUUCCUGAAUCAGAGCUACAUGUUUCUCCUACAUUCUUUGACAGAUCAUGCAGAGAUAGAGGGGAAUAAGAUUUGCUUCAUAACACACUUCUACAUGAGAGAUCCCUCCAGAGCUAUAUCUGAAGCUGUAAGGAUAUCUAAAAAUACAUGAGUACUCUGGCACCCUCAUCCAGCCUAGGAUGAAGAAAUUAUACUGACAGAGUUUUAUACACGUCUUUGCUGGUGUCAGUGUUAACACCCCCCCCCUCCAGUUUCUUGCUGUUAGAUGUGAGUGGCUUUAUAUUCUUAUUUCCUCUUUCACAGGUUCACAUAUUGUUCCUACAGUGGUUGCAGAAAAAUGAUGGCUAAUUCAUUCAUCACAAGCCUUAGUCAGUAGCAGAAGGCUAUCUAUUAAAGCAGAAAAAUAUCUCUAAUCACAGCAGACUUUGAGUUUUGCUCUUUGCCUAUAGGGAACUGUAAGUUCCCUAUACACAUUGCCUCAGAUCACUGGCUGCUAUAAUGCUGUUUUGCUCAUGUGGGUCUGAAAAAAAAGCUGCAGAGGACAUAUGUGUGCAUGUGUGUCCCAUAUAACAGCAGGUGUGCUGUCUUUUGUACAAGUGCACUGUCCAGGACAAGGCUCUAAGCUGAGCUGGGCUCCCUCCUGACAUUUGCCCAGAGAAUAACCAUCAGUGGAGCUUCUUUCCUUUGGAUGCUAACUCUUGGUUAUGUGUUCCUGGGAGGAAAAUGGAUUCUUGCAGUUGGGAGCAAGGGUGGAGACAGUGCGGUGAGGCUCAGGCCCUGGGGAGGAUUUGAAUGGGGAGGGAGUGCCAUAAUUCAUCUUCUGAUUUAUUGUUAUAUGCCUGCAAUAUAAUCAUUGCAAUGUUAAUUUCUGAUUUCCUUAAUAAACUGUAGAGAAUUAACACA